AAACAAAAAGCUUGCAAAUGAGGGUGACACUUCUGCAUAUGCUGCAUGUCCUUUAUGAAGCGGCUUAUAGAUUGAGGUUCUGUUUGGCUUUGAGGCAAAUGAAAGGCCUGGAGGUAGUUGAUGCUGCAGUGCAAACUGCCUUUGUACUCAUAGCCUUGAAGCCCAUUUAGAGGCAUAUCAGAAUUUAAAAUCUAAAGUUUACACAAAAUGUGCAUGGGAUGAAAUUUAAUAUGAGCUGGCUCAAUUUUGUUUGUUUUUCUGUACUUUGACGUAGUAUAUUCAAAGAGCUCCUAGAGCUCCUUUAAAAAGCCAACUGAUGCUUGUUCAUGUAAACUACAAAAGGCUGAACAGCUGAAAACAGCCGUUUUGGGAGAAACAGCUUUGGGAAAAAAAAGUUUUGGGAGAAUUUAAUAAUUCAUUCAAAUUGGCUUGCAAAGGGUCUGAAAUGGUUCUUCAACACAGGAUCUCAUUGUUGUUCCUCAUCUUUUCAUGUCCGAUUGUGUUGACAGAUUCAUGUAACAAUCGAUGUCUGGCAAAUAUAAUAAUUGCUAAGAAAAUGAAGAGUGCACCACAGGCUAAUAAUUGUACUGUCAAUGUAAACAUCACUUCAAUGCAAUAUGAGACACUGUCUUUUGAUACGAAAAAUAUGCAAAUGAGCAGCCGUGUCAAGGUAAACAUGAAGUGGAAUGAUCAUGAACUAGGGUGGAAUGACACAACAUCUAAUGUUACAGCCGUUAUGUUACCGGUUGACAAAAUCUGGACUCCUGAGUUAGUUUUGGACAAUGCGAUAGAUGUAACCGUGAAGCCGUACACUAAUGAUGUUCAGGUGACGAGGAAUGGAACAGUGGACUAUGCCAUGAUCUUGUUCAUAGCAGUUAGCUGUAAUGAUAUCAACCUUUUCAGCUAUCCCUUUGUGAAAGGAGAAUGUUCUGUGGCCAUCAAUGGAUGGAACCAAAGCUAUUGUGAGCUUAAUCUCACCCACCCUAAUAGCAUAACUAAUGUUGGAGGCAUUCAAGGAGAGUGGGAGACUGUGAACGUGACAGUAGUACAAGAUGAAACAUAUAAAAACCGCAGAUAUCUCUCGGUCUCUUUAUCUGUCAGUCCUUUCAGUGCUGUUGUGACCCUGAUCCUGCCCAGUAUACUAAUAAUGCUGGCUGACCUGGUGACCUUUGCUCUGCCAGUUCAAGGAGGAGAACGCAACAACCUUAAGGUCACCUUGGUCCUGAGCUUCACCAUGUUCCUCCUCAUCCUCAAUGAUCACCUGGCCAGUGGUGGACGAUGUAGCCCUAUCCUCCAUUAUCACUUCUGCUUCUGUCUGGUCAAUCUGGUGCUGAGCAUGGUGAUGUCUAUUGUGUUGACACGUCUGACAUUAGAUGAAAGAUUCCUGCUUUGUAAAUGCUCAAAGAACCUCAAACCCUCCCCCAGAACUGCCAGUCUGCGUCAGGAUGAAGCAGAUGCUGGUGUGAUUGCAAUAACGAAGUCUAGUGAUCUGCCUUCAGAGGUGGCUUCCCUCCAAAAAAUAGUGAACUUUUUGGAAAACAUCGACCAAAAAGAACAAGUGGAAAACCGCAACGUGGCCUUUGUAGAUUGCUUGGACAAAAUCUGUUUCUGUUUUUUUUUAUUCAUUGACAUCAUUUAUAUCAUCAUUGUUGUCAUUGUCACCAGAACAGAUCUGUGCAAAGAAAAAAAGACAGUUUUCUGGGAUACGGAAGAUGAUUAUUUUUCUUUUUAUAGUGUUGGUUAUCCUGAAUAUUUUAUCAAUGACACAGAAAAUUACUGACCUUUUUAAAUUAUUUAAGAACACAUUAUGAUUUGAAUUUUGCAGAGUUCUCAUAGAUGAUUUUGAUCUACAACUUUUCUGUAUGUGUUGUCCAUAAAACAGAAUUUGAUUUUAUAUUGUCUUUAAACCUUUGUGCAUUUUUUUUUUAAAUAAUAUACUGUAUUGUACAUAUUCACUUACACAUUUGAGGAAAUUCAUUAACCGUGUCAUUAAUAAAGGCUUUAACUAUUUGAUUUAAUUUUAUUGUAUUUAUGUUGGACAUAAAAAAAUCCAUGUCAUCAUAUGUUAAUAGGGGAUUUGGGGUAGAAGUCUCCUAGUAGUGUGUUGUUGCUGGAGUCUUUAUUACUAUUUAAGUGUUAAAUUAAAUUUUUACAUGCAUUUCAAACCUUUCUAUUUUUCAUCAUAACUUUUUGGCCAGUCGAGUGGAAUUUUAUUUAUUUAGCGUAUGGUGUACAAAGCAAUUGUAUGAAACAUCAUGUGACCACAUACACUACAGCGACAAUAGAGGCCUAUAAGAGAUUGUGCAAAGAGGUUAGAAAGUACCCUCAUUUGUACAACUCUAGCAUGAAAGAACACAAAGAUAUUUACAUGGGUUGUAAUUUGUGACGAGAGGUUGCUCAAAACUGCACAUGCAGCGAAUUCCUGUGUAUGCAUACAAGUCGAAUGAAGUAUACUUUGCAAGGCUUUGGAUUGUGUACAGCAUAUGCAUAAAAGUAUACCCAGGGCUUUACAGUUGUUGUGUUCACGUAAUAAUGCUCUGUUGAUUGGUAAAUGCCCACUAGGGGGAGUUAUUGUAUUAUGUGAGGAAUAUGUAUGUAUGUCAGAGGAAGAGAAAAUGUGUUUUGGCAUGUAAUGUUUAAAUAAAGAGACAUGCGUUACCUGGAUGUAGUCUCUCUUGAUGUAUGUGACUACUGCACAACACUGCAAUUGAUCCACUGCUGGCUGCAAUA
Molecule: messenger RNA, 2730 nt
Organism: Megalobrama amblycephala (Wuchang bream)
Lineage: Eukaryota; Metazoa; Chordata; Actinopteri; Cypriniformes; Xenocyprididae
Product: zinc-activated ligand-gated ion channel-like
Exons: 10
Coding region: 446-1780 (444 amino acids)
Biological process (GO): chemical synaptic transmission; signal transduction; regulation of membrane potential
Cellular component (GO): neuron projection; membrane; synapse
Molecular function (GO): transmembrane signaling receptor activity; neurotransmitter receptor activity; extracellular ligand-gated monoatomic ion channel activity
Source: RefSeq, a predicted model, not a curated record